Molecule: messenger RNA, 2016 nt
Organism: Mycena indigotica
Lineage: Eukaryota; Fungi; Basidiomycota; Agaricomycetes; Agaricales; Mycenaceae
Product: MYND-type domain-containing protein
Exons: 4
Coding region: 1-2016 (671 amino acids)
Source: RefSeq, a predicted model, not a curated record
AUGCCGAUCCACCCCUGCUUUGCGCCGUCAACGCUGCGCAAACUGCCCGUCGUCCUACGCGGCAAAGCGAUCGACGCGCUCCAGGGCUCGACACAGCAGCUCGUCUUCCUCGCCCAGGCCGUCGCCGAGGACAAGCUACAUGCAAGCUCGAAAGUCCUGCUGGCACCCGUGUUCUACAGCGCACUUGAUCCUAUCGGUAUUCCCGCUAUGGACACCCUCGAUGACACACCUGCACAUGCACUGGAAACGAUGUACACCCGGUCACUGGUCUCUCUGCGCGCCUUUGGGCCCAUCUUGUCCGUCAAAGACGCGCUCCCGCUCACCGCCGUCCCCGACCUCUGGGCGCGCAUCUGGGCCUGGCUUGAAUUCCUCGACACUGCCCACCCCCACCUGCCUCUCCCGCCCGGCCUCCGCGUGGUCUACUCCUCCUCUGUGACCUUCUACUUCGCAGCCGUCGACCUGCUGUUCCAGCUUCUCAACCUGACGCGCUGGACGCCCGCCGUCCAACGGUCGAUCCCUGCCACGCCCGGGUACUUCCUUUUCCUGGGCCACGCCUGGCGCGCCGUGGCAGAUAUCCCCGAGCAGCACGGCAUCCCGGCCUUCUCCGCCGCCGCGAUGGUCAGCAUGCCCCGCGCGGGCCCGAACUACCUCCCCGAGCUGAUCCGGGGUGCGGGCGGCCCCGCGGCGUUCGUCGCCGCGGCCGUCGCGCAGUGGAUGCACACAUGCGGCAUCACAUCGCCCGAGCGCACGCCAAACAUGCCGUCCAUCUACAUCCCCGCCGCGAUGCUCGUCGCCGGGGCGACCACCGCCAUGGACCGGCACGAUCCGGCGCUGAACGCCGCGCUGCUGGCAUCAGAGACCGCCCUGCCGGCGCUGAUCCUCGCGACAACGCGGAUCACCCCUGCGGGGGAUGUCUCGAUCUCGAGCCUAUUGCUCACGCUGCUCGUGGCCGUCUUGAAGGACACACGUGAUGUGGGACGCGUGCGCAGGGCGCUCGAGCUGGGGCUGCUGCCCGCGGUCGUCUUCGCGGGGAUCGUCUCGCGGCAGGGCGCGCGGAAGCGCCCGGACGAGGCGGCGGAGAUCGAUGGCAACGUGACCGUGUUCAUUGAGGAGAUACUCCCGCGCGCGACGGCAUACGCCUCCGUCAUCUCUGUUCUGCACCAGGAGAUACACAAGGGCAUGGGGCCGAGCAAGCAGCCGAUGGAGAAGUUCCUACCCCUGAAAAGCCACACGACGCUGUGGCGCGCUCUUGUGGUGCUGGUGGACGAGCGGUUUGAGCUACUGCAACGGUAUCGCGCAAAAGAAGUGCCCAGUCUCCGCUUGAGAGGGUGUGACAACCUUCAGUGCUGCCGCGUGGCACCCAAGGACGAAUUCAAGCGCUGCGGGCGUUGCCGUACGGCGCUCUACUGCUCCCCAGCGUGCCAGGCAGCGGACUGGGCCGACAGCCACCGCACGGAGUGUGUCCUCGCAUCGAACGAGCGCAACGCAUCCGGCGUCUCCCGGCGCGACCUCGCGUUCCUGCGCGCGCUGAUGCGCACCGCGUACGACGCGAACCGCCGCCGGCUCGCCGCGCAGCACGUGAUCGCGAUAGACCCCCCGGCGCCGGACCGCGGGCCGGACGACGUCGCCGCGCCGCGCGGGCUGGGCGCCACGGCGUUCGACGUCUCGGCCGGGACGAUGCACGUGGCCCUGCUGCAGACCGACAGCGCGCCGGCGGGCGGCCCGGGCGACCACUGGCAGCUCGCCCGCGUGCGCCGGGCGGCGGGACGCAUGGAGGUGCACUUCCUCUUCCUCGGUGUGGCCGCGGGGCCGGCGGGGCUCGUGCCGAUCCCGUUCAAGACGCCCGCGGGGAGUAAGGCCGCGGCGCUGGCACGGCUGGCGCGCGAGGCGCCGGUGCCCACUGACGAUACCAUGGGUCAGGAAACUGAGAUGGCUGCGGCUGCGCUGGAGGCUGCGUUGGAGGCUGAGGGCAGGUGGGAGGCGUAUGAAAGCGCGUUGGGGCUGGAAGCGUACUGA